AUGGAUAGUGAACCUCGUAAAGAUCGAGUUGACAUCUAUAGUCACAUAGUAGUCACUCGAGUGGGAAACUCGAAAAGCUUCCAGAGCCUCUUCUCUACCAAUGUCGACGUAUGCAACAUUGUGAACGCGGCCAAGAUCAACCUGUUUAAUAAGUGGUACAAGAACCAGCUCAAUUACGGCAACUUCCUCCGCCAGUGUCCCUUGAAUGCCAGCCACUACUACCUGAGGGGCUGGCAGUUCGGGGAGGGCUUGGUGCCACCGUUCAUAACAAGUGGAUCGUACCGAUUGGAGACCUACAACUUUUUUGGAAAGUACAAGGGUAGAGCCGAGGACUUCAUAAUGAGUUGCACGGUCGAUGCUGUCAUACAUAUCUGA
Molecule: messenger RNA, 375 nt
Organism: Drosophila suzukii
Lineage: Eukaryota; Metazoa; Arthropoda; Insecta; Diptera; Drosophilidae
Source: RefSeq, a predicted model, not a curated record